AUGCCUCGCCCCGAGCGAGAUCUCCGCGUCGCGUCGCCCGGCGCGAGCUCCGCGAGCUCCGUCUUCGCGCGGCGCGGCCGCGCGGCGCGGUCGUCGUCCUCCGCGCGUCGUCUCCUCCGCGCGGCCGCGCUCGCGUGCUGCGGCUUCGCGACGCUCCUCCUCUUCGGUCUGCGACCUCCACCGCUCUACGACGUCUUCGAUCUCUACUCCGCCGACGCGGGGAACGCGCGCGGGUUCGUGGAAGCGAAGCACUGCCAUCCGUUCUUCGCGCCGAAGCACGAGCGCGUCGUCGUCGCGUCGCCGCCAACGCGCACGAAGCGGCUGAGCGGCAUGCGCGCGGGGUACUGCCCGUGCGCGGACGACGCGAGAGGGACCACGAUCGCGGGCGCUAAAGGAUGCGGCUCCAAGCCGGUGGCGUGCGGCGUCGAGUGCGCGCGACGCCCGGUCCGGGGGACGAAGCCGCCGAGGUGCGCGCGGAAGAAGCGGACGUCGUGCGAGAUUUCGGGGCCCAGAGGUCGCGACGGGAGAAGCUAUCAUCCCAACGUGAAGCGGCCGUCGAGAUCGGUCGUCGCGUUCGCGGCGUCGUUCGCGGACGCGAGGGGGCCGCCGCUCGGGGUCAAACUCCCGGGACCCGCGAAGAAGCCGCGGCGCGACCCGACGCGGGACUUCGUCGUCCGAGGCGAACGACUGAGCGCUCGAGACGUGACGCGCGUGAAGCGGCGGUUAGAGGCGUUUAAACGCGCCGCGCCGAGUUACCCCGCGACGACGUUUAAAGGCCGCGGGAUCGUCGUCGUCGGAGGGAAUUCGCGGCGGCUUCAGACGUCGUAUUUCGUCGCCGCGCACGCGAUUCGCAGAACCGGGUGCGCGCUCCCGAUUCAGCUGUGGUUCCCGGAGGGGGAGAUGCCGUCGUGCGAGCGCGUCGCCGCGCUCGCGGAGCUCCGCGUCGACGUGGUCUCGUUCGCGGCGUUUAAAGACGCGGGCGUCGGGGGCGGGAGUUCGAAGAGGUGUUACUCUUAG
This is a messenger RNA of Micromonas pusilla CCMP1545, 1017 nucleotides long. RefSeq lists its product as uncharacterized. The record is from RefSeq and is a predicted model, not a curated record. Bases 1 to 1017 code for a protein of 338 amino acids. The transcript is spliced from 2 exons. NCBI's taxonomy places the organism in Eukaryota, Viridiplantae, Chlorophyta, Mamiellophyceae, Mamiellales, Mamiellaceae.